AUGCUCGCGUCAAAAGUUGAUCGUCUGCUGCAGGUUGUUGCAGCCCGAGGGGCGCAGCCUGCGUCGCUGCCGGGCAAGUGUCUGCCCGUGAACAACGUGGUGGCCUUCUCCGGGGGCGUGGACUCAUCGCUGGCGGCGGCGCUGGUGUUCCGCGUGUUCCCGGCCACGAGCGCCGCGUGCAUCGGCAGAUCCGCCGCGUUGUCGACGGUGCAACUGCAACAGGCGAGGCAAGUUGCCGCGCACAUUGGCGUCCCGUUGUGGGAGUGCCGGACGCAAGAGGCCAAGCUGGAGGGCUACGUGUCAAACAAGGGCAAAAGUUGCUACUAUUGCAAGACCACGCUCUACUCAACGCUGAACCAAGUGGCGGAAUUUGCGUGGCAAGAAAUGCAACAGUUGCAAAUGGAGGCAAGAGGGGAGAUGGGCGACGAGAAGGUCAAGCCCGUGCUGUAUAAUGGCACGAACGCGGACGACCAAUUGGACCCCACGAGAGUUGGGUUGGUGGCUGCGUCGGAGUUUGACGUCGUGAGUCCGUUGAGUGGGCUCACGAAGCAGGAGGUGCGGGAUGUGGCCAAGUACUUGGGGCUGCCCAACUGGAACGCAGCUGCGUCGCCGUGCUUGAGGUCGAGGCUGCAAUUUGGAGUGGAGGCGACUCAGCAACAUUUGCAUCGCGUAGAGAAAGCGGAGGAUUUCGUGCGUGAACUCGUCCGACUGGAGCCCCAGAUGAGCAUGCGUGUGCGGUUUCUCGCGGGGAAUAAGGCUGCUGUCGAGCUUGAUCAGGAGGCGUUGGAGAAGGCCAUGCCUCAGUUUGAUGCCAUCGACGCAGAGCUGCGACGACUAGGGUUUGACGCGGUGGAUGUCCGUGCUUUCCGGUCGGGAAGCCUAAGCGGGUACAACCCGAAUUCUGUAGUUCAGCACACCCCGGCAAAACGGGCAGAGAUGGUUGAAGCUCGUGUCCUGUAA
Messenger RNA from Phytophthora sojae, 960 nucleotides. RefSeq lists its product as hypothetical. The coding region runs from base 1 to 960 and encodes 319 amino acids. Gene Ontology annotation, molecular function: sulfurtransferase activity. The transcript is spliced from 5 exons. NCBI's taxonomy places the organism in Eukaryota, Oomycota, Peronosporomycetes, Peronosporales, Peronosporaceae. The record is from RefSeq and is a predicted model, not a curated record.